Molecule: messenger RNA, 2257 nt
Organism: Pogona vitticeps (central bearded dragon)
Lineage: Eukaryota; Metazoa; Chordata; Lepidosauria; Squamata; Agamidae
Source: RefSeq, a predicted model, not a curated record
CUCUUUUAUCCUUUGAGGUUGGUAGCCUGGCUUCUUCUCAUUGAUGAGAAGAUGAGACCAAAGCUGUUGAUUGCAAUUAAAGGAGAAGGUUGGACGAAAGGACCUGUGAAAAAGUGCCCAGCUGCAAAAAAGGACACUGAGGUCUUCUUGCAGGAAGAAUUUCAGAUAGAAGCUCCCCAAAUGGAUAAUGGUCCAAUCACUGUCAAGAAGGCCAAGCUCAGGAAGCUGAAAAUUGCUCGCCAGCAUUUACCCCAGAGUUACGAGUACGAUCCUUACGUUUCCUGCCUAGCGGGACUCUACAGCUGUCGAUGGGAACGGUACGAGCAGAAAAGGAUCAAGCCAGGGCAGUGCUGCUGCGGCAUCGGUGAGUGUGCAUUUUUUGCACUGCUCCUUUUCGCCUUCUUCCUCUGGUUCAUCUUUACAUACAUGUGGGGACAACUGAAAAAUGACUAUAACGCCUUCGACAGAUACAACUUUGCCAAUUAUGGAUUCUGGUUUCAUUGGUCCAUAUUGCUCCUGGUUUUGGCUGCCCUGAUUUUAUCCUACCUCUUGUUCUUACUGGUAAGAAUGGUUACCGUGUUUGUCUUGGGUUUAGCUGCUACCGCUUAUGUCGUGUUAAGCGCGAUGUGGCCGGAACAGUGGUCGACCUUGAGCCUCUCCUUUCAGGUAAUGAGAAUUUUUCAGGUGUUGAUCCUUGGUUCCUACCUGUCCGUCCUCCUCUUUUUUUACUUUAUCCCCCUGGGGCUGAAGUCGCCCUGCAUCCGAGAAAAGGGCACGUUGGGUCCCAAGCCAGCCCUGAUUGGCCACCGGGGAGCACCAAUGGUGUUUGUGAAGUGCCUGCACGGAAGCUACGACGGUGUACCUUUCCUUAUGCAUGACAAAACUUUACGAAGAACCACAGACAUUGAGUCCGUAUCUCCUGAGGUUGUGAAUAGAGAUGCUGCCAUAUUCCCUUGGUCAUUUCUGAAAAACCUGAAUGCCGGGAACUGGUUCUUUGAGAAAAGGCCAUUCUUUGAGAUGCCCUACCUCUCACUUCAAGAUCAGAUAGAGGCGAAGAACCAGAGCAUUUACAAAUUCAGCGAUUUCUUGGACUUUGCUGACCAGGAGAACAAAUAUGUGAUCUUUGAUCUGUACCGCCCUCCGAGAUUUCAUCCUUAUCGGAAUAAUUGGAUCAAGCGAGCCUUAGAAGUAAUUCUCAAUGAAUCAAGGAUCAGACCUGAUUUGGUCCUGUGGUUGCCUGAACUAGGGAGAUCCUAUAUUCAGUCUGUCGCUCCGGGCUUCCAGCAGACCACAUCAGAUCCGGGGCCCAUUGAGGAACUCCGGAAACGGAACAUUGUGAGACUCAAUUUGAACUACAGAACCAUGGGCAAUGUCAAUAUUCGGGAAUACGCGGAGGCCAACAUUACAACCAACCUCUGGGUGGUCAGCGAGCCGUGGCUAUUCUCCUUGGCCUGGUGCUAUGGCGCUCAUUCUGUAACCACCAAUGACAUCCACAACCUGAGGAACAUGCAUCAACCUUCGUUCUUCAUGACACCCCAGGAGUACAGGAGUUUGUGGAUCAUAACAGAUGUGUUAUCAUUUCUCUUCAUCUCUCUCUUCUUUCUUAUUCACUGGUGGAGGGAGCUGGGUCCUCCCUGCUGCGAAGUAGAGAGUACUGAAAGCCUUGAGAGUGGCACCUACAACAGAUUCGAAACAGAACUUAACAAAAUGAGUAUUGUAACUUAAGAGACUGCCGCACGAGCUUUGUGGUCAAGCGUGCCUCUCUGUCGUCUGGGCAGAAGAUCUUUUCCCGUCUGUGAGCAUGAUGUUCUGGGGAAAAGGAAAUUGGAAUACACAAGGAAUUGGACACUGCUUGGAUAUUCAUGGAUGCUAUUUGGACUUUGAUGGUAUGGACUGUCACGGCUAUCUUGAGCAAAAGUUCAAAGGACCCCCCCAUCCUAUUCUUCUGUGACUCAAGGCAGAGACCUUUUUUCGGUUCCAAGCAAAAAGAGAAGGCGGGAGGAUUUACAUCAACAUCUUUGUGACCUUGAGGUCAUCUUUGGGAUUCUCUUGUGGGGAAAAGCCAUGCAAGGUCCAUUCAUACAACCUAUGUCAGAAGGAUUCCUCUUCCUCUUCCUCUCCUGGUAUGAGCACCCUAUAAACUCCUUUUGGCAUGGGUUGUGUGUGUCAUGUUCUUCAAGAGAGAACUUGCAGAAAGUUGAUAUAAAGAAACCCUAAGAUUAUCCGUUUCCAUAUACAGAAUAUAACACCUGGACAA